Belonocnema kinseyi is the source of this 2009-nucleotide messenger RNA. RefSeq lists its product as uncharacterized. Lineage: Eukaryota; Metazoa; Arthropoda; Insecta; Hymenoptera; Cynipidae. The coding region runs from base 190 to 954 and encodes 254 amino acids. The record is from RefSeq and is a predicted model, not a curated record. The transcript is spliced from 2 exons.
AUAACUCGGUUAGUGAGCUGACAAAGUACCUAGUUUCUUUUUGCACUCAGUGAAGUUGUAAAAUUAUUACUGUUCGUCGUUCUGAUCUUAUUUCAUCCAUAUUGUGAUAACGGGACGUGUCCCAAAAAAAGAGCUGAUGGCCAACUCGACAGAUAUGAGGAGACAGGAUCCAAAAAAUUGGACGAAUAUAUGAGAAAAGAUCGCCAAAGAAGUGUUAUUGCGAGAAGUGAAAAACGUCUAAAAAUGUGCGAAGAGGAGAAACACGCACACAGAGAAAAGGAAAAACUGAGGAAGAGGCCACAGCGAUUAAAGAAGAAAAUUUCUUCACAUAGGAUGAAAGAUUCUAUCAUCAUUAAAAAAAGAGAUGCAUGCAGCUGUCCUCAAACUUUUGGCAAGGCGAUUAACAAAGCUACUAGUAAACUGCUUAAUUGUCCUACUGAGAAGCAAGCAGUUAUCAAGGAAUUAUUUCUGAGAGUUUUCGUUUCAGAAGAUCACAAUGGCUACAUGGCUAUGGUGGAAAAAAGCAAAAUCAAGUUCAGGGCGGAAAGUGAUCUACGUAAAUUGGUUGCUGAUUUUUACUGUUUGGACGAUACAAGUCGUCAAGCUCCGGGUAAACGUGACUCGGAAACUGUACGAGACAAAAACGCAAGCGUUAAACAACGGAUACCCAUUAGGCACCUGUUGAUGACUGUGAUCGAAGCUCAUUUUGAGUUAAAAAAGCAGAUGCCGCAUAAUGUGUGUGUAUGUAAAUUUGAUUUAAAUUUUUCGUUUCUUAUUGAUUCCGUACAUUCUUGUGUGCAAGAUCUCCCUGUCAAUUCUAAGAGUUUAUUGCCAAUCAUUUGUUGUGAUCAGAAAAACAAAAAUUGCAUGUUUAACCAUGUUAAAAGUUGUACGUAUAAUGUAAGAAAAAUUUUGCCUGAAAAUUUGGAUACUAGAGUUAGUGUUCAUCUAUAGAAAUGGGAAAAUAUCGAUGGAUUUUUGCAAGUGACAGGAAAGCAGUUUCAGUUAGACCAUAUAUAAUAUGAGAAAUUAAUAAAGAACUUGCAGCUUUUAAAAAGCAUUCCUAUGUUUAAAAUAUGCAGUCGGGAUAUUUUGAAAAUUGUAAAAAUCGACGGGAUGAAUGUGAAGCUGUUAUCCAGGUUGAUUUCACCGAAAAUGCCACUAUCACAGCUCAAAAUCAGAUACAAGGUGCAUUUUGGAAACAGCGGCAAGCAACGAUUUUCACUUGUUGUAUUUGGAGUGAUGGGAAAGUUAAAUCUUUAGUUAUCGUGACAAUUUAGAUCAUUCUAAAUAUGCAGUUUGGACAUUUUUCAAAGUUAACGGGGCAUUUAUCAAAAAAGAAUUUCCACUUGUCAAUUGUCUAAUUAUUUUUUCGGGCAAUGCUGCUAGUCAAUUCAGAAGUAGAUUUUCUGUUUCUAAUAUUUUCUUUUUAGACAUUGAUCUCGACUUGAUUUUGGUCGAAUGGAAUACACUCGCUCCAAACCAUGGAAAGGGAGCUGUAGAUGGUAUUGCUGGGGGUUUAAAAAGUUUGGUAUAAACGAAAAUUUUAUCUGCAAUUUUGCAUGUCGAUUCCGCCAAAGAUUAUGACCUUGUUGCGAAAAAAUGUUAUAAAAAAUCUACAGUUUUCUAUGUAACGACUGAAGAUAUCUCAGAGAAUUAAAAACUCCUUGAUGCGAGGUGGAAUAAUGUUUUAAAAGUGCAAUUGAGACUCAAAGAAUCCAAGACCGUCCUAGGCCUAAGCGCAUUCCAUCAUGUCAAAAAAUUAUACAAUUAUCGUAUUUUUGUUGGGCAAACUUCGAAGUCUACGCUGCAUGAACUCGCAAUUUUCCCUUGCGAACCCGAAGUAGCUUUUAUGCAGCUUAAAAAACAUAUACGUUUAAAAUACAGCGAUGGAUACUCCGAAAGUGAUUUUGAAGAUUAAAUAAAAAAGUUGUGUGAUAUUAGUAUUAAUUUUAUAGAUAUAGGUGUAGACAAGAAUGUACGUAGAAUAAAUGUUAUAACCCUGAUUU